Hippoglossus stenolepis (Pacific halibut) is the source of this 1184-nucleotide messenger RNA. RefSeq names its product high choriolytic enzyme 1. Gene Ontology annotation, biological process: proteolysis. The record is from RefSeq and is a predicted model, not a curated record. Gene Ontology annotation, molecular function: metalloendopeptidase activity; zinc ion binding. NCBI's taxonomy places the organism in Eukaryota, Metazoa, Chordata, Actinopteri, Pleuronectiformes, Pleuronectidae. The transcript is spliced from 8 exons. Bases 85 to 912 code for a protein of 275 amino acids.
GAUGAUCAGCGCACUCAUAGAGCACCACACCAUCUACUUUUCUACCUGAAGUCAAAGGAUAAAGCCUGAAGGUUGUUUGGUAACAUGGCAGCGAUGAAGUUCAUCCUGGGUCUCCUGGCCCUGCUUGCAGUCUCAGCCUGGACCGAGGCGGGGGUGGUGAGGAGUGCAAAUGGUGACAGUAACGGUGACGCUGAAAGAGACCCGACUGUCACAGAGCAGCUGGAGAAAGCCAAUGAGAAUCUCAACCAUGACCGUGACGGUAUCCAGAUUGACGGGGACAUCGCCGUGUCCCGUCUGCCCACCCUGAGGAACGCCGACCCCUGCGUCCUGCUUGGAUGCAAGUGGCCUAAAGCCACUGAUGGCAAGGUUUACGUCCCCUAUGUCAUCGCUAAUCAUUACUCCAAUCAGGAGCUGGACCUCAUCCAAAGAGGCCUCAACUCCUUCUCCUACUCCACCUGCAUUCGCUUCUUCCCCCGCACCAACCAGAGGGACUACCUAUACAUCCAGUCCCUGGACGGAUGCUACUCCUACGUGGGUCGCCAGGGAAAUGGCCAAACAGUGUCUCUGAGCCGCCAGGGCUGCGUUUAUUAUGGAACGGUCCAGCACGAGCUGCUCCACGCACUGGGCUUCAACCACGAGCAGUGUCGCUCUGACAGGGACCAGCACAUCAAUGUCCUGCUGCAGAACGUCAUCAGUGGUCAGGAACACAACUUUAAGAAGAUCAACACUCUGAACCAGGGGACUCCGUAUGACUACAGCUCCGUCAUGCACUACAGCAGACUGGCUUUCUCCAAAGAUAACUACAAUCCCACUAUGGUGGCUAUUCCCAACUCCAACGCUGUCUUUGGCCAGGCCAAGCAGAUGAGCCAGAAUGACAUCAACCGCAUCAACCUGCUGUACUGCAGGAACUAGUGACACUGAAGUGGCUGUGACCCAUGUUCAUUCACUACUGUUGUGAUGAAUCAUUGAAGAUAACUAUGCAGAUGAUCAUUCAUUCUGAUGGGUUACUGCAAUCCCAGGAUAGAUGACUUGAAGUAUCCAAGUCACUUCACUCUCUUUACUCUUCCUCCUAAACAAGAAAGUCAAUGAUUCAUGUGAGUGAAAGAUUUUCCUGUUUGCUCUAAGGUGGUGGGAGUCAAAUUCACUUUUAUCACGCUAACCAAUAAAUAUUCAUCCAAAACAAA